Cuscuta epithymum is the source of this 1605-nucleotide messenger RNA. The record is from the annotation of a GenBank genome assembly. Lineage: Eukaryota; Viridiplantae; Streptophyta; Magnoliopsida; Solanales; Convolvulaceae.
CGGUUUUCCUUUGGAUUGCAUGGAUCGGUGCACACUGCCGCAUCCAUCGGCCCAACUGAAGGAAUAUUUUACUGGGCCCAACAGCGCUCCAUUGAUGAACUGCGAUUAAGGAGGCGGUCGAGAAGCGAGGUGCACGGCGAGCCAUCGAGGCGGACGAUGAACUAGGACGGCGAGAGAGGCGGACUGAGAGCGAGGUGGGGAGGGGCGAGCGAUAGUCGAUCGAGGCGGACAGUGAUCGAGGUGGACAUCUGAUACCCGGCUGGGCGAUGGGAUGUUGGUCUAGGAUAGCGUCUCCGCAGGUCAGGGGAUGAGAGGCGGCUUUAGUGUUGGCUUAUUCAUUUGCUCGCUACUACUGCUAGUAGUUCUGCUCUUCAAUUUUCAGUUCUUGGGUCCAAAUUUGGGAGGUCUCAUAUUCAUCCAGCCAUGCACUGAUGCUCAAUCAUUGGUAAUGUGGUGAUCAUAAAGAUGAUUACUUUAAAUAUUCUGAGCCUGAAAAGCACUAGAACGUGUGUUCACUGAAUUUCAAGACUUUGAAUGGGCUAUCUCAGGGUUGCAGAAUUUCUCAAGUGGGGCGUGGGGGUGAGUUUGCUGAGUUUUUCUUGUUUUUGAGCUUGUAUAAAUAUAGGUGAUGAAAGAGCAGAACUUUACUGCAACCAUGGAAAAUGGCUUUCUGGAGAAGCCUUUUGAUAAUCAGGAAGAGUCUGUGAGCCAAGAUGAACUUAUGAUCCGUCGCCUUAAAAACCGUGAACGACAACGCAGGUAUAGAGCGAGGAAACGUCUCCAAACUGAUAUUGACAAGACUCCUGAGAGUGACUCAAGGCAAUAUACUCCACACCGUACACUACCAAUCCCUGUCACACCUCCAGAAUUUGCAGCGGCAUUAGACACUAAGGAAUUUCCCUUCAAAAUGAAACACAAAGACGUUAAAGACUUGCCAGCUGACCACUGUUCUCCCACAGUCCUACUUGAAGUGCCAGUACAGGUUGUCACUCCAGGUUACCAAACACCCAACAAUGCCAUUUCCUGGGAACGCCCAAGACUCAUAAAAGCCUUUCAGGAACCUGUGACCCGUACCUACUGUGCACGAGACUGGAAAAAAGAUGCACGGAAAUCCCAAGAGCUAAAGCAGCAGAAUGUUAGACAUGAUGCUGCCACAAACAUGCCCAAAGCACACAAGAAUGAACUGGAUGAGGUGACAAGUUGCAGGAGUGCCCUCGAUAUCUCCCCCGCACAGGCUAACUGUGAAUCAAUUAAGUUCACAAGCAGCAGAAGACAUUGGAAAGCAGAAGCUAGAAAUAAAAAAGUCUGAAGGGUUUUUUCAUGAGUUGGUCACUUGUGGGCUGCUGUAUUUCGGAGGGUCUAUUUAUGUACAAGUAUGGGUUUUUUUAGCUUCCCAAAAAUGUGUUUACUAAAACUUAUAUCAGCUCAAAAACGUGAUGGCUUAAUUGCCAAGGAAUAGAACCAAUGUAUGUGGAAUUGUGGUUGAGUUGGUCUUUUAUUCCCAGAAGUUGGUUUAGGGCUGAGCAUAGGGUAAUAUAUGUCUUCCAAUGUCAUUUAAUCUCUUUCAAACUUAAAUCUAUUAGUUUCUUUCAAGUUCUAAAUCCC